UCAGUUCCAGGGCUGCUUCGCAACUCGUUCAGCGCUGUAUACGUCAUUACGUCGCUACGUUUGCAUAAACCUUGGCGCGAAUAUCGAAGCAAAAACAACACGGAAGAAGCAGCAGCAACAACAAUAAUAAUAAUAAUAAUGGAUGACUUCAGUUCUCCUGAAGUGAAAGUGUUUCUCUUUCAGCUGAGACGCAGUUUUGUUGCUAUUGGGAGACAAUAAUAAUACAAACUCCAACUCCAGGCAGAACCGGUGAGAUUAAUGAAGCCCAGCAUGGAGUGCUGAGUAAAAGAGUGAAAUUCAUUCAAUUCAAGAGUAAUCCAAAAUAUCAGCGUCUUCAGCAGUCGGCAGUGUGUCCAUGAGCUGUGUCCACACACGAUUAUUAAAAAAUGGAGAGCUAUCCUCUCCACACAGAUGAUGCAACCGGACCCUCAACAGAAAGGAUGCACAGUGAACUCCAGAUGAAGAGAUCAGACUCACCAGAACCCAGCUGUGUCUCCCUGAAGAGUGAUGCGUCUAUGGAUCCUCCUUUGCGAUUUAAAAAUAGAAUCUCUUCAUCUAUACACAGUGAACUCCAGAUGAAGAGAUCAGACUCACCAGAACCCAGCUGUGUCUCCAUGAAGAGUGAUGCGUCUAUGGAUCCUCCUUUGCGAUUUAACACUGGGAACCCCUCAUCUGUCCCCAGUGAACUCAAGAGAAAGAGAUCAGACUCACCAGAACCCAGCUGUGUCUCCCUGAAGAGUGAUGUGUCUAUGGAUCCUCCUUUGCGAUUUAAAAAUAGAAUCUCUUCAUCUAUACACAGUGAACUCCAGAUGAAGAGAUCAGACCCACCAGAACCCAGCUGUGUCUCCAUGAAGAGUGAUGCGUCUAUGGAUCCUCCUUUGCGAUUUAACACUGGGAACCCCUCAUCUGUCCCCAGUAUUUUACAGACGGCAGGAGGCAGAAGAGAAAAGAUCAUCACAGAUCGAGGACACGCCCCAGAAUCUGCUGCUGGAAAUGAAGUCCAGAAAAAAUUCAGAUUAAAUCUGAGGAAGAAGUUUCAGUGUUUAAAUGGAGUGAUAAUAAAGCAGGAAAACCGAGUGCUCCUGAAUGAGAUUUACACAGAGCUCUACAUCACAGAGGGAGACAGUGGAGACGUCAAUAAAGAACAUGAGGUGAGUCAGAUCGAGGCAGCGUCCAGGAGAAAAACAACAAAGGAAACACCAAUCAAAUGCAACGACAUCUUUAAGCCCUUAUCUGAAGAAGACGAACCCAUUAGAACUGUAGUGACGAAGGGAGUGGCUGGUAUCGGAAAAACAGUCUCUGUGCAGAAGUUCAUUGUGGACUGGGCUGAAGGGAAAGCAAAUCAGGACGUCCACCUUAUAUUUCCACAUCCUUUCAGAGAGCUGAAUCUGAUGAAGGACCAAAAACUGAGUCUGAUGGAGCUCCUUCAUGUCUGUUUUAAGGAAACUAAAGAAACAGAAAUGUCCAGGUUGGAAAAGGUUCUGUUCAUUUUUGAUGGAUUGGACGAGUGUCGUUUCCCUCUGGAUUUCCAGAACACAGUGAGAGUGUGUGAUGUAACUGAAUCAGCAUCAGUGCGUGUGCUGCUGAUAAACCUGAUCAAAGGGAAUCUGCUUCCCUCUGCUCUCAUCUGGAUCACCUCCCGACCAGCAGCAGCUGAUCAAAUCCCCUCUGAGUACGUCCAUCGAGUCACAGAGGUACGAGGGUUCAAUGACCCACAGAAGGAGGAGUACUUCAGGAAGAGGGUCAGUGAUCAGAGCCUGGCCGAGAACAUCAUCACACACCUGAAGUCAUUAAGAAGCCUGUACAUCAUGUGUCACAUCCCAGUCUUCUGCUGGAUUUCAGCCGCUGUUCUCGAGAGAAUGUUGGGUGAAGCAGAGAGUGGCGAGAUCCCCAAGACUCUGACUCAAAUGUACACACACUUCCUCAUCAUUCAGACAAACAUCAUCAGAGGAAAGUACUCAAAGAAGCAGGAGAGUGAUGAAGAAAUGCUUCUCAAACUGGGAAAACUGGCUUUUCAACAGCUGGAGAAAGGCAACCUGAUCUUCUAUGAGGAAGACCUGAGAGCGUGUGGCAUUGAUGUGACAGAAGCAGCAGUGUACUCAGGUGUGUGUACGCAGAUCUUCAGAGAGGAGGUUGGGCUUCACCAGAGUAAAGUGCACUGCUUUGUUCAUCUGAGCAUUCAGGAGCAUCUCGCAGCUCUGUAUGUGCAUCUGACCUUCAUGAAGGAAAAGAGAAAUGUUCUUGUUCACCGUCGGUCCAAGACAAUUUCAGAUGUACACAAGAGUGCUGUAGGUCAGACCUUAAAAAGUCAGACUGGACAUCUGGAUCUGUUCCUCCGCUUUCUUCUGGGUCUCUCACUGGAGUCCAAUCAGAAACUCUUACAUGCCUUAGUAACACAGACAGGAAGUAGCUCCCAGAGCAAAGAGGAAACAGUUCAGUACAUUAAGAAGAAGAUUAGUGGAGCUCUUCCUGCAGAAAAAUCCAUCAAUCUGUUCCACUGUCUGAAUGAACUGGGUGACGAUUCUCUAGUGGAGGAAAUCCAACACUACGUAAAAUCUGGAAAACAAAGUAAACUCUCUGCUUCACAGUGGUCUGCUCUGGCGUUUGCGUUACUGACUUCAGCACAGGAGCUGGAGGAGUUUGACCUGAGUAAAUAUACCAGGACAGGGAAGAUACCAGAGUGGGUUCUUCUGAGGAUGAUACCUGUGAUUGCAGCAUCCAGAAAAGCAAUUGACAGCGCAGCGCUGACGUCACACAGCGCAGUGGAGCGCCACGUAUCCGUGCUUUGGGGAAAGCCCUGCAAAUUACACCACUAUUGCAGGCUCCAGUGUCCAAUAAACAUUGAGGUGUGGGGUUUUUCUUUCCCCCUGUGUAAAACCUUCACUGAGUGUCGUUGUGGAAAAUCUUUUCCUUCACAUCUCUUCACAUUAAAUUUGUGUUGUAGCUGA
Molecule: messenger RNA, 2948 nt
Organism: Neoarius graeffei (lesser salmon catfish)
Lineage: Eukaryota; Metazoa; Chordata; Actinopteri; Siluriformes; Ariidae
Product: NLR family CARD domain-containing protein 3-like
Exons: 9
Coding region: 387-2948 (853 amino acids)
Source: RefSeq, a predicted model, not a curated record